Nymphaea colorata (pocket water lily) is the source of this 1318-nucleotide messenger RNA. Its product is annotated as probable 2-oxoglutarate-dependent dioxygenase At3g50210. The record is from RefSeq and is a predicted model, not a curated record. The coding region runs from base 99 to 1076 and encodes 325 amino acids. The transcript is spliced from 12 exons. Gene Ontology annotation, molecular function: dioxygenase activity. NCBI's taxonomy places the organism in Eukaryota, Viridiplantae, Streptophyta, Magnoliopsida, Nymphaeales, Nymphaeaceae.
UUAUACCCUCAAACAGUGUAGCUCCAUCCCUGUGCGCGUGCUGUCUUUUAAGAACGAAAUAGUCGACUGCCAUUGCUGCAUCUCUUCGUCGUCUCACCAUGGCUAGAUCCAUCCCCAUAAUCGAUGUAAGGCCUCUACUCGAGAAAUGUGAGGAUCCGAGGAUGGGGGAAGAUGCAGGCGUGUUAGAGGUUGUCAGGCAGUUAGAUAAGGCCGGAAGAGGAGAUGGAAUCUUUUAUGUGAAAGGUCAUGGCAUUCCCGAGUCCAUGUGCCAACGAGUUAGGGAUGUUGCGCGGAGAUUCUUCGGUCUUCCUGAUGAAGAAAAGCUCAAGAUCAAACUGUCUUCAUCGACUGGAUUCAGAGGAUAUCAGACAAUUGGAGAAAACUUGACUGCCGGCAGACCUGAUAAGCAUGAAGCUAUUGAUAUGUACAAGGUUGUGGAACCCGGUUCUUAUGGAGCCGUCGGUGCUGCCGUGGAAGGACCAAACCUGUGGCCCGAGAAUCCUGCAGAUUUCAGACCAUUAAUCGAGGAGUAUAUAAGUGCGGUAAAAGAACUUUCAAAAAACAUUCUUCGAGGGAUAGCUUUAGCAUUGGGUGGUUCACCAUACACCUUUGAAGGUGAAAGAGCUGGAGACACUUUCUGGGCAAUGCGGUUACUUAGUUAUCCCGGCUCUACUGAGAAAAUGGUGGAAGAUGGCGUUGGAUGUGGAGCACACACUGACUAUGGUCUAUUGACUGUGAUAAAUCAAGACGAUGAUAUCCCUGCAUUACAGGCAAUGAACAGAUGUGGUGAAUGGAUAUGGGCCUUGCCUGUCCCUGGAACAUUUGUCUGCAAUUUAGGGGACAUGUCAAAGGCCUAUUCAAAUGGCAUAUAUGAGAGCGCAUUUCAUAGAGUGAUAAAUAACAGCCCUAAUGAUCGGAUUUCGAUACCAUUCUUUUAUGAGACGAACUUUGACGCUGUUGUGGAGCCUUUGGACUUCUGCAAGGAAAAGACUGGAGGUGUUGCAAAAUUUGAGCCACAGAUGUAUGGGGAGUAUCUAGUCCGCAAGAUGCACGUGACCUUUGGAAUGAAGCAUUGAACUUGGUGUGACAAGUGCUUAUUCGCCGAAGCAAUGAUGGUGCUCCAUCGUCCGCCUUUCAGAGAUGCAUGUGGUUUUGUCGGUGUGGUAGAUGUGGGAAAGGCUGCCAGUUGCAGUUGCGUAGUCCCUAUCGUGUCAUUCCCAAGAGGGCGUCCUUGAACACGUUUCUGUCUGUUUACUGUUUUCUUUUCUGUUCUCUAAUGUUUGGGAGAGAGGAAAAGAAGAGGAUGACAAAUUCUGUA